GCUCAUGCAAGUGUGACUGCGACCAAUUUUGCUCGUGAGAGCAACCUUCAUUUGCUGCUGUCUCGAGACAAAGCAGCAGCACUUAGGGGGGUGUUUGCGGCGCAGUGCCGCUUCUUCAACUCUUUGUUGAGGUUUUCACAAAGUCUGCCAAGAUGGUGAAGUUUACUAUGGAAGAGAUCCGUAGGAUCAUGGACAAGAAGAACAACAUCAGGAACAUGUCCGUGAUUGCUCACGUGGACCACGGCAAGUCCACCCUGACCGAUUCCCUGGUGGCUGCCGCGGGGAUCAUCAGCGUUGACGCCGCCGGCGACAUGCGCCUGACCGACACGCGCGAGGACGAGCAGCAGCGUGGUGUGACGAUUAAGUCCACGGGCAUCUCCCUCUACUACGAGAUGACGCCGGAGGCGCUCAAGAAUCUCAAGGGCGAGCGCGACGGGGACGAUUACCUCAUCAACUUGAUUGAUUCCCCUGGGCACGUUGACUUCUCGUCCGAGGUGACGGCGGCACUCCGUAUCACGGACGGCGCGCUCGUGGUUGUGGACUGCAUCGAGGGGGUGUGCGUGCAGACGGAGACGGUGCUGCGCCAGGCGCUGGGAGAGCGUAUCCGGCCGGUGCUGACGGUGAACAAGCUGGACCGGUGCUUCCUGGAGCUGCAGUUUGACCCCGAGGAGGCUUACCAGGCGUACUCGCGUGUGAUUGAGAACGCCAACGUCAUUAUGGCGACGUACCAGGACGACUUGCUCGGGGACACGCAGGUGUACCCCGAGAAGGGGACGGUGGCGUUCAGCGCGGGGCUGCACGGGUGGGCGUUCACGCUUACGCAGUUUGCUGCCAAGUACGCCACCAAGUUCGGGGUGGCCGAGAACAAGAUGAUGGAGCGGCUGUGGGGCGAGAACUUCUUCGACGCUUCCACCAAGAAGUGGACCAAGAAGAAUACGGGGAGCCCGACGUGCAAGCGUGGGUUCGUGCAAUUCAUCUACGAGCCCAUCCAGCAGGUGAUCCGGCUGUGCAUGAACGACGAGAAGGAGAAGCUGUUCCCGCUGCUGGAGAAGCUGGGCGUGCAGCUCAAGGGCGCGGAGAAGGACCUGCUGACCAAGGCGCUGAUGAAGAAGGUGAUGCAGACGUGGCUCCCCGCCAACGAGGCCCUGCUGGAGAUGAUGAUUUAUCACCUGCCCUCCCCUGCCAAGGCGCAGCGGUACAGGGUGGAGAACCUGUACGAGGGCCCCCUCGACGACCAGUACGCCAACGCCAUCCGCAACUGUGACCCCGACGGCCCCCUCAUGCUCUACGUGUCCAAGAUGAUUCCCGCGAACGACAAGGGCCGCUUCCUUGCCUUCGGGCGUGUGUUUGCCGGGACGGUGCGCACCGGGCGCAAGGUCCGGAUCAUGGGGCCCAACUACGUGCCCGGCGAGAAGAAGGACCUGUUCGUCAAGUCGGUGCAGCGGACGGUGCUCAUGAUGGGGCGCAAGCAGGAGUCGGUCGAGGACGUGCCGUGCGGGAACACGGUGGCGCUGGUCGGGCUCGACCAGUUCAUCCUGAAGAACGCCACGCUGACGGAGGAGAAGGAGGUGGACGCGCACCCCAUCCGCGCCAUGAAGUUCAGCGUGUCGCCCGUCGUGCGUGUCGCCGUGGAGUGCAAGAACCCCGCGGACCUGCCCAAGCUGGUGGACGGGCUCAAGCGCCUCUCCAAGUCCGACCCCAUGGUCCAGUGUAUCAUCGAGGAGACUGGCGAGCACAUUGUGGCCGGCGCUGGAGAGCUGCAUCUGGAGAUCUGCUUGAAGGAUCUGCAGGACGACUUCAUGGGAGGUGCUGAGAUUAGGAUCUCAGAUCCCGUCGUGUCCUUCCGUGAGACGAUUCUGGAGAAGUCCUCGCGGACGGUCAUGAGCAAGUCCCCCAACAAGCACAACCGCCUGUACUUCGAGGCGCGCCCCCUCGAGUCCGGCCUCCCCGAGGCCAUCGACGAGGGCAAGGUCGGCCCCCGUGACGACCCCAAGGCGCGCACCAAGAUCCUGAGCGAGGACUUCGGCUGGGACAAGGACGUCAGCAAGAAGAUCUGGUGCUUCGGCCCCGACACCAACGGCCCCAACAUGGUGGUUGACAUGUGCAAGGGUGUGCAGUACCUGAACGAAAUCAAGGACUCAGUCGUCGCGGCCGCGCAGUGGGCCAUGAAGGAGGGCGCCGUCUCGGAGGAGAACAUGCGCGGUGUCUGCUUCGAGGUGUGCGACGUGGUCCUCCACGCGGACGCCAUCCAUCGCGGCGGUGGCCAGAUCAUCCCCACUGCCCGCCGCGUCAUGUACGCGGCCCAGCUGACGGCCAAGCCGCGCCUGUUCGAGCCCGUGUACCUGGUGGAGAUCCAGGCCCCCGAGGGCGCCCUCGGCGGUAUCUACUCCGUGCUCAAUCAGAAGCGCGGCCACGUGUUUGAGGAGCAGCAGCGUAUCGGCACUCCCCUGUACAACAUCAAGGCGUACCUGCCCGUCGUGGAGUCGUUCGGGUUCACGGCCGUGCUGCGUGCGGCCACGUCGGGCCAGGCGUUCCCGCAGAUGGUGUUCGACCACUGGGAGAUGAUGGGCUCCGACCCGCUCGAGUCCGGCAGCCAGGCUGCGGAGCUGGUCAGCCAGAUCAGGAAGAGGAAGGGGCUCAAGGAGACGCCGACGCCGCUCUCCGACUUCGAGGACAAGCUCUAGAGGGAGCGCGGUGUGGUGUGGUCUGAGGGUUACUAUCGCGGGCACGAGGCACUUUGAAAGUUGGUUGAGGGAGGCGUCAGAAGCGAGGUCGAAUGGUUGUGUUACUCAUAGAGUUAGGCUGCGGUGAAGGGCGCUCUGUGCAGGUCGUUGGGCCCUGUGGCAGAAGUUAUUGUUGUAGUCGAGUGGAUAAGAAAGACUGUGCAAAACGCUGUGUAUUGAUGUGCACUUUUUCAAACGGAAGUCACAAGGACUGUGCUGUGCUCAAUUCACAUUACCAUUGCAGCCUCGUUCUGUGCACAUGCUCAUGCC
This is a messenger RNA of Klebsormidium nitens, 2993 nucleotides long. Lineage: Eukaryota; Viridiplantae; Streptophyta; Klebsormidiophyceae; Klebsormidiales; Klebsormidiaceae. The record is from the annotation of a GenBank genome assembly.